GGUUAAGCCGAAACUGUCUGUUUCCUGUUUGUAAAGAAGUUAACGUCAGUCAGCCAAGAUAACGUAAUUAGCUUAGCAAAACCACGGGAACAUGGACGACGGCGUUCUGACAACUCUGAAAUUGUUGAUAAUCGGAGAAAGUGGUGUCGGAAAAUCCAGUCUUCUCUUGAGAUUCACAGAAGAUACAUUUGAUGCAGAAGUUGCAGCAACAAUUGGUGUCGACUUCAAAGUGAAAACUGUUGCAGUGGAUGGAAACAGAGCAAAGCUUGCAAUAUGGGACACUGCUGGCCAGGAGCGUUUUCGAACCCUGACUCCCAGCUACUACAGAGGAGCCCAGGGUGUGAUCCUAGUGUAUGAUGUUACAAAGCGAGAUACUUUCACAAAACUCAGUAACUGGCUUAGUGAGCUGGAGACCUACUGCACAAAGAAUGACAUGGUGAAAAUGCUGGUUGGGAACAAAAUCGAUAAGGAGAACCGUGAAGUAGACCGAGAGGAAGGCUUGAAGUUUGCGAGGAAACAUUCCAUGCUUUUCAUAGAGGCCAGCGCAAAGACUCGGGACGGUGUCGAGUGCGCUUUUGAGGAGCUGGUAGAGAAAAUCAUCCAGACGCCGGGGUUGUGGGAGAAUGACGAACGGAGCCAGGGGGUGCGUCUGUCCCGCGCAGACCAACAGGCAAAAGGGUCUUGUGGGGGCUACUGCUCCUUAGUUUAACUCCACCAAAAAACAGCAACAACCGAACUGAAUCACAAAGUAAAGAACAGGUUGACAGACACUUUUUAAACAGCCGCUGAAGCGCACAUUCUCGGCCUUCCGUGGCUGCAGUCAAAGGGACACUGCUGUUUGCACACUGCCGGCGUAAGGCGGCACUCUUAGAACCUUAGGUAAAACCAAGCCACCCUCACCCCCCCCCGGCUAAUGGGCCUUUGGUUUGGUCCCUUGGCGGUAGUGACCUCACCAUGGUAACUGGCGGCCAACUGUUUGAGGGCUCCAAAACCAUUUACAUGCCUUUUACAGUGAUGUCUUUUUUUAAUAUUCUGUAUGUAGUGUAGUCUAAAAUAAUGUAUGACUCUUCUUGCCUGGUGUUUGAUUUUCAAAUGUGACUUAUGAUGACAUUGACAAAUGGAAUAGUGCAAUGCCUUUUGUUUUCCCUUCUUUCCAGUAAAACAUGGCUAUAUUCCAAAAAUAGAGCAUUUUUCUCUGCAAUUACAUUUUUUUCUCCUCUGUGGUUCAAUCUCACUAAAUGCAAUAUAGUCUAUAUUUAGAUAUUUAGACACAGUGCGUCUGUGAGUACGAUUGCUUGAAAUUAUGGUUAACUGUUUUGAAGUAUAAUCAGAUAUUCUAAGGGUGUUGAGAGGUUCUCCGAGCACAUUUUAAUUUAGCCAUUUAGCAUAGUAAAUACAACGGCUAGAUAUUUAUUGCUGCAAUUGAGGUUUCUUUCUCAAGGUUAUUGAGCAUUGAAAUUGGAAAUUGAACUCACAACCUUUCAGUCACAUGUAUUUGAGGUCUUGCCUCUACCUACCUCUAUUGGGUUCAAGUCAGCACUUUGACUGGGUUACUUCAAAACUUCUCUUCAGCCAUUCAGUCCUGUACUUGCCUUACUUUUUUUUUUUUUUUAAUUUUAUUUUUUAUUAUACAUAAUUGUCUUCCGCACAGAUAGAUGAGCAGACAUUGUCCUGAAGAAUUUUCUGUUACAGAGCAGAAUUAAGUUCCUUCAAUAAUGGAAAGUUGUCCAGGUCCUGAGGUGGUAAAGUAUCCCCACACCACCAUCCCUCAUUACCACCACCUUGUUUGACUGUUGGUAUGAUGUUUCUGCUGUGAAUCUUUGCUGUAUUUGCUUUAUGCCAGACUUAUGUCAUCCAAAAAGUUCCACUUUUGACUGUGCAUAGAACAUUAUCACAAAAUGCUUGGGGAUCAUCCAGGUGUUUUAUUUUGCAAGCAUUGAUGUUUCUCUUGGUUAACAGUGGUUUUCCCCUUACUACUCUCCCGUGACUCCCAUUGUUGCCUAGUCUAUAAUUGUGGAAUCCUGAACAAUGACCAUAGCUGAAGCUAGAGAGGCCUGCAGGUUUUCUGGAAUAUUGUGUAACUUCCCAGAUGAGUUGUCACUGCCCUUUGGGAGAUUUUGGCAGGCUGGCCACUCUCCUCCUUUCCAAGUGUUCUCCAUUUGGAGAUAAUGGGUCUCACUCUGGUUCGGUGGAGUACCCAAUCUUAGAAAUGGUUUUGGAGUGGCAUCAUAGAGAUGAUGUGACAAGACCUGAAACAAGCAGUUCUUUGCUAGAAAACCUAUGAAUUUAUCAAUUAAAGCAGUUCUGCAAUGAAGAGUAAGAUAAAAUAAAUAACACUGAUACAUUUUUGGAAGAGUUUGGUUGCAAUUAUUGCAGUUAAAGGUGGUGCAACCAGUUAAGUUUAAGGGGGCAAUUACUUUUUCACGGUUAUUUUGGUUUGAUACCAUUUAACUUAAUGAAAAAAAAGUUCAUUCAAAAAAUGUUUUUGUGUUCCUUUUGUCUAAUAUAACACGUCUAAGUAUCUGAAAUAAUUCAGUGUGACAAAUAUGUAGUAAUGGAGAAAAUUGGGUGAAUACUUUUUCUCACCCCUGCAUUUCCCCCCUCCUCCACGUGGAAACCUUAUAUGCUGUACAUGAUCAGUGCUCUAAAGAACAUAACUGAAAAAUGUGGAUGUAUGUGGAGUCAGCUCAGUGACUGUGAGCAAAGCAAUUUCAGGGUUUCUAUGACAACUGGUAAAGGUGGUGUGGAUACAUUCUCUUGUAAGGGUCACUUGAGUGUCAAGGUAUAAUUUAGCAAAAAUAAAAGAAGAAUGUUGUGAAUAAA
Molecule: messenger RNA, 2823 nt
Organism: Conger conger (European conger)
Lineage: Eukaryota; Metazoa; Chordata; Actinopteri; Anguilliformes; Congridae
Gene: rab18b
Product: RAB18B, member RAS oncogene family
Exons: 7
Coding region: 92-709 (205 amino acids)
Molecular function (GO): GTPase activity; GTP binding
Source: RefSeq, a predicted model, not a curated record